AGAUAGCGUUACCAAUCCGCUAUGCACAUUUAAAAAAAGCAAAGGACAACAAUACGCGAUCGAGUACAGUGAAAAAUUGGUGAAAUGGUGAAGUUGUGUCGUGCGUAUAUUUAGAACCAGGUCAAUCUAGUCCCUGUUCUCAAGUCGUUCACUCGCCAAAGAAUAAUCAUCAAACCUGCUCCCCGACCAAUGGUGGGGGGAAGGCGCCAGCGGAGAGCCAACGUUCCAAGAUGACCGGGUCCCACGUGAUCCAGAAAUGCAAUAACUGCGCGAAGAACAAUCAGAACGUGGACCGGCCCGGUUUACUUCAAACGCCCGCGUCCCCGUCGAAAUGCGGCGGCCAGGCGUUGCAGCACUCGCCCAAGAGCACGAACCUGGCUCAAAACCUUGGCCAGAACAACAAUCAUCAGCAUUGCAAUCGGUCGGAGCAACGCUCGAGGCCGAACACGUUGAACAUUUGCAACAACCAAUGCUCGUCGGCCCAGUGCGGCAACACUUUGUCCGUGAGCAGGCCCGGCUCGCGCCACAAGUUGAGACAUCAGAAUUCUUCCCAGGGUAGUUUCGACAGCGCCUCCCCUUGCCUCUCGCGAGAUAGUAGCACGGAAUUGUACACGGACAGCACGGGGAUAGAUCUGGAACAUUUCAUCGCCGAAACGAUAAAUCGUAAUCAGAAGGAUCGGACGGUGUUGUUAAAAAUCGAGAAGGAUCUGAUAGAGUUCGCGAGGGACAAGCAGAAAGUGUGUCACAAGUUCCCGAACAUGUCCUCGUACAACAGGAUGUUGGUGCAUCGGGUGGCUGCUUACUUCGGUAUGGAGCACAACGUGGACCAGUCCGGUUCCAGCGUGAUAGUGACGAGGACGAAAAACAUGCGGAUACCGAACACCCGUUUCAAGGAGCACAUCAGGGACGACCUGAUCCUGUCCGAGGAGCCGAGGAGGAGCAUUCUGAAGAGGGACUCGAACUCGUUCGAGGACAGUUUCAACUUCAAAUCGCCCGACAGAUUGUCGGGCGAUUAUUGCCGGCAGAACAAGAGUUUCGAGGAGAGGGAGGAGGAGUACGAGCGCGCCAGGCGAAGGAUAUUCAAGGAUAGCAGCGGGGAGAGCAGCGAGGUUACCUCCUGGCCCUACUGGUCCUCCUCCGAAAGCUCCGACGCGUCCGCCAGAUAUCGUUUGCUGCAUCCGUCGGAUCACGCGAUGAUGAGGCAAACCAAGCUCUUGAAAGGAGAAUCUUUAGAUGGAAGGGAAUCCUGUCGGGGUUCGGUACUGAGACCAUCCGUUUCCAAGUCCUUUAGCUUCGGUGGUUAUACCAGGGGAAUGCUUUCUAGAGGGGACAGUGUUACAUCUACUCAUAGUGCAGGAGCUCGCCUUAUGAAGCAAGACUCAGGUGCUAGUAUGUGUUCACGGCUUAGCCCUUCGAGUAGCGGUUAUAAAUCGCAAAGCCAGCGAAGCGACGCCACGAUAUCACCGUCUCCAUCGCCGUCCCCCGUGGCGACGAUGACCUGCAGUCAUACCCAAGUAUCUAGUCAGGAUCUCGCCUCUCCGGAAUCGGGCAAUCAGACGGUAAUGUGGGCGGUGACCAGUAUAUCGAGCGUGCCGCCCGGCAGCAUAAUUAUAAACCCGCAAACGAAUCAACCGUAUACGAAUCCGGAUGGUUCGAUUUAUCGCUUCGAUCCGGAGAAUCCACCUAAAUUUUAUACAACGCCCGCGUUGUCGUCUCACGAGAACGAGAGAAACAACGAUAACAGGGCGGCGUCGCCCGCAAAGAUCGUAGAAACAUCCGAGCCAUCCAAACUUACUAGCAACAAGAACGAGAAUAAAAGGAAAUCGCAAUCUAGCAACAAGCACGGCAACACAGCUUGUAACGCAACCACGGUGACCCACGUGACGAACUCGGCAACGUCGCCGAGUUUGCCGUACACGCCGCCACCCCGAGAGAAUGGAGGAGGGCCGCUGCUGCGGCAGCAGCAGCAACAAACUCUAGUCAAAUCGUCGUCGACGGUGCAAACUUGUAAUCACAGCCAAGCAGCUCAAACAUACGCGACCUACGUACCUACCUCAGAACCGUUCAACCAGCAGCAGGGUGUCUAUCAACCGCCCCCAUCCGUGGGACAACAGACUGUGAUGAUGGCCCCUCAUCCGAGUCAGAGUCAGACGAGCGUUCAGAGCAAUGGCCAGAGCCACGAUGCGUUUAACCAGAAUUCGGUUUACGCGAAUUACGCGGUGCCCGCGGUACAGCAAGGGCCGGUGUCGCAGACAACCGAGAUAACCGAAUUGUCCGGAUAUUUUAUGGGCAUGAGCAUCUACGAUCAACGCGUAACCGGUGAUAAUCAUUCUACGCCACCUCACUCUUACCCACCUCAACCACCGCAACAACCAUCCACGAAUCAAACGGUGCAAAAUGUGCAGACGAUGCCGCAAAAUUAUUGGCAACCACCACCCAAUUCCGUACUGCCGCAACAAACAAUGUACUUCGUACCUCCUCCUGGUGCAACACUUUCGGUUAGCCAAGGUCCAGGCGAUAGGCAACAGUUGCAUCAGCAACAAAGAUUUCCAACAAAUUAUUCAUUCAAUGCACAAACUAUGACUCCUCCGAGCCAAUCGAAUUCUAAUUACGUGGGUACUUAUCCAGUCCCUUACAACUCGAUGCCCGCUGUGACACCAACACCAGCGGAUUACACGUAUCAGCCACCACCGGUUCACAUGGUCCCUACGUAUUAUCCACCGAGUCAAACUACGAUUCAACCACCACCCGUCAUGUACAGAGUACCGACACCACCGAAUACACCAACUUCUAAUCAGAUGCCCGGGGUGCCAUUGAUGUAUGUCAACUCCGGCAGCUAUCCACCACCAACGAUGGUGUCCAAUGGGACGUUUGGUCAUCAGGUCGGGCACAAUGGCACAUCUCCAGCGCCUCCUGCAACUUACAUGACUCCUGCGCUGGUUCCCAAUCUCGUGUUCAGGCAAAAUGUUCCCGUCGUUGCUGGUGUACGAGCUUCAACGCCAGGUAAUUCUCAGAAAACGAGCAGGUCGCCGACUCCAGCACACGAGUUGUUCGGAAGUGGGAGCGGGGACAGAAGCGCACAACCCCAACCACGCUACCCACUGCCAAUGUAUCAGGGUGUCCAUAUUGUCCAAGGAGAUAUGAGAUUGAUGCAUCCCGCAGUGCCGGCUAAUCCGCGAUUGCAGUAUGCGCCAGUACCAUCACCACCUGUUGUUCAAGGUUGUCCACGACCGUAUCGACCACCUUCUUAUUCGUCGAACACCUCAGGCGCUGGUACACCCACAUCGUUCGAUGGGAGAAAUCAGAAAAUUCGUAAACAGAGGUCCAAAGUAACGCCAACGUUGCCACCAACAGGCGCGCGGCCCAAUCUUUAUCAAACUCCUUCCAUGCCGUCGCUCUCGUCUAACGUUCCGAAAGAUAUCAGAGAAGCGAAACCUGUGGAAGACAAUAUGAUAUAAGGGACCGUGAAGGUGACAAUCACCCGUCGAAACCAACUGGUACAAUAUUAAAUACUUGGGCCAAUAUUGAAUGGAGGAUCAGCGGGACAAGGAUGUAAAAGAAAAGACAAUUGAAUCGUUGAAACAUGCCGAUUGAAAAGAACCGAAUGAGCGGCUCGUGGUUUUACUACCGCUGUACACACACACACGAUUCUUAUUAUAAAUAUUAAAUAAUAACUUUUGAUUAAAUAUCUAAGGAAAAAGAGAGAUAUAGGAAGCAUACACUAAUAGGAAAUUCAAACUUGUUAAAAAAUCGGGAAAGAGAGAAAAUAAAUAAGAAAGAGAAUGUAACUAUAACGAAUGUAAAAAAAAAAACGAAUUAUACAUCCCUUUUGAUAAAACCUGGAGAACGAUGAAAAUAACGGGAAUGCAAAAGAAAAAGAAAAAAAUCAUAUUGAAUUCGUUCAUACUGACUUAU
Messenger RNA from Apis florea (little honeybee), 3915 nucleotides. RefSeq lists its product as uncharacterized. Lineage: Eukaryota; Metazoa; Arthropoda; Insecta; Hymenoptera; Apidae. Gene Ontology annotation, molecular function: nucleic acid binding. The record is from RefSeq and is a predicted model, not a curated record.